UGCCAUUAUUACGUGCCUGAUAAAGGCCUUAUAACAUUACACAGGACGGUAACAUUAACUGAUAACUUACGGUAUAAUAAUAUGAUGACAUCGCGAUAUAACACUUACAUAAUGUUAUUAGCAAAAUUUAACCUAUAAAAGGGUAAGGCUUUGCAUUUAACGUCACAAUACACCCAUCUAUCUCAUCAAGUAAAGAAGAAAAGAAAAAAUAAUAAUGGCUUCAAAGACUAUCUUCGUUUUCUGCGCUCAGAUUCUACUGAUCCAGGCUGUGUUCGGACAAUGCAACAACGGCCUCAACAAUCUCGGCCUCAACAACCUUGGCCUUAACAACGCUGGGCUCAACAGCAACCUCCUCAACUCCGGCUGCGGCCUGAACGGCAACUUGAACAAUCUGAACAACUACGUCAACAUCAACGGCUUGAACAACAACGUGCUCUCCCAGCAGCUCCUCGACACCAUGUCUUACGGAGGCACUUUCUCUGUCAGCAGUGGAUCCAACGUCAGCCCCAACGGCAUCCAAGUCGUUUCUGAGAACUUACAGUUGGACGGUAAUGUUGGAGUCCAGGGUAACAUGCCGUUGGUUGGAGCAGUGACGGUCGAUGGUCUGCUGCCGUCUGGUGGCCAGGCGUCGGUGGCUUACAACAGCGCUCCAGGAGUUGGUAUCAGCUCGGCUGGGUGUGGAAAUGGUUUGGCUGGUAACGGCAACAAUCUGGCCGGUCUUGGUGUUAACGGUGUUAACAACGGGCUUGGUUUGGGCAACGGGCUUGGUUUCAACAACGGUCUUGGUUUGAACAACUGUGGUCUGAACUCGAACCUCGGUCUGAACAGGCUGUCUGGGCUCAACAACAACGUUCUGUCAAGGCCUAACGGAUGCGGUCUGUAAGGUGUUGUGAAGUAGAAUUUUAAAUUUUUGAGUUUGUUUUUUGCGUUAUAAAAAUAAUAAAAUUUUGAAUUGAAAUAA
Plutella xylostella (diamondback moth) is the source of this 961-nucleotide messenger RNA. RefSeq lists its product as uncharacterized. The record is from RefSeq and is a predicted model, not a curated record. Gene Ontology annotation, molecular function: structural constituent of egg chorion. Gene Ontology annotation, cellular component: egg chorion. Gene Ontology annotation, biological process: multicellular organism development; chorion-containing eggshell formation. NCBI's taxonomy places the organism in Eukaryota, Metazoa, Arthropoda, Insecta, Lepidoptera, Plutellidae.